This is a messenger RNA of Porites evermanni, 1084 nucleotides long. NCBI's taxonomy places the organism in Eukaryota, Metazoa, Cnidaria, Anthozoa, Scleractinia, Poritidae. The record is from the annotation of a GenBank genome assembly.
AUGGGCUGUUUUCCUAGUAGGCCGUCAGAUGACGAUGCAGACAGCGAGAUAGAUCUCGAUCUUGACAGCACUCCACUGCUUCGUGAUAAUUCAGAAUUAACAGACAAUCAUAAUAAUGGAAAUGUCCCAGCGUCAAAACACGAAGAUCAAAACAUGGGAACGGAUAACCGAUUGGAAACACUUUUGUUGAAACUUGAACACGCGAGGAGCUUGAAAGAGAAACUAUAUGGACUGAACUCCAAGGCAGAACUUGAAAGUUGCCAAUCAAAAGUUGUUGGUAUUCUAAAUGCAGCUACUAUUGAAAUGAGUCGGCUGAUUAGAGAAAACAAACAUCACGACGCGGAAAAAGUUGUAAAAAGCAUCUUGUUGUUAAAAACUACGCUCGGAGACGAUUUUUUCGAAGCUGCAAGGAUCAAUGCUUUUGGCAGAGAAAUCACUGAUAUUGGAUCUUGCCUGCUUACGGGAGGACAAUACUUCAAGCCAGUUAUGUUCCACGAGGAUGACGAUAGCAUUGUUAAACUUUACNAAACUAUAUGGACUGAACUCCAAGGCAGAACUUGAAAGUUGCCAAUCAAAAGUUGUUGGUAUUCUAAAUGCAGCUACUAUUGAAAUGAGUCGGCUGAUUAGAGAAAACAAACAUCACGACGCGGAAAAAGUUGUAAAAAGCAUCUUGUUGUUAAAAACUACGCUCGGAGACGAUUUUUUCGAAGCUGCAAGGAUCAAUGCUUUUGGCAGAGAAAUCACUGAUAUUGGAUCUUGCCUGCUUACGGGAGGACAAUACUUCAAGCCAGUUAUGUUCCACGAGGAUGACGAUAGCAUUGUUAAACUUUACUUCUUCGUAAUUUCUGAAGUGGACUCAUCAAACGUUUUGUUUCGAUAUUAUCUGGAGCAUGCUAGUUUUCUAGACGAUUACUUCGCCCUGGGCUUAGUGACACCGCAAGGACAUACUCAAGUUGAGAUUUACGGAAGUGCUUGUCCUCCUUACUGGAGAAUACGACAAGAUGUGAUUAACAAUGCCACAGCCCGGCUCGCUCGUUUGCACGAUUCUGAUGAAUUUGAAUUUUCAGAUGAGUUGUCGGAUUAG